Messenger RNA from Hirsutella rhossiliensis, 963 nucleotides. Its product is annotated as histone-like transcription factor (CBF/NF-Y) and archaeal histone domain-containing protein. Bases 1 to 963 code for a protein of 320 amino acids. Gene Ontology annotation, cellular component: negative cofactor 2 complex; nucleus. The transcript has a single exon. Gene Ontology annotation, biological process: negative regulation of transcription by RNA polymerase II; positive regulation of transcription by RNA polymerase II; transcription by RNA polymerase II. The record is from RefSeq and is a predicted model, not a curated record. NCBI's taxonomy places the organism in Eukaryota, Fungi, Ascomycota, Sordariomycetes, Hypocreales, Ophiocordycipitaceae. Gene Ontology annotation, molecular function: RNA polymerase II general transcription initiation factor activity; transcription coactivator activity; core promoter sequence-specific DNA binding.
AUGUCGGCAGAUGACAAUCAUAAUUCCACGUCAAAUUACGCCCCAAAGUCGCCCGACCUGUCUUCUCUCUACCCAGCCGGGCCCACCCAGAACGCGUCUCAGCUCCAUCUAACUCCUCAUCCUCAUCCUCAGCCGCCUCCUCCUCCUGCCUCUGCUUCCCCUUCUGCUCAAAACCCCCCAAUCGACUUCAGCCACUCGCCCCGCCACGCUUCUUCUUCCUCGUCCUCCUACCCGCCUCCCGUCGCCACGGCCGGUCCUCACGACGUCGCCGACCCCGGCUAUCCCGGCUACUCGCCCUCGGCCCAGCAGCAUUACCUCCCUCCGAGCCCACAGCAGAACGUAUCGCCGUCCCAGGCGGUGCCCUACGGCCAGCAGCCCCCGGCUCUGCUCCACCAUCCCCAGCCCGCCUACUUUCAAGCGCAGGCAUUUCCCGGCCAGGUUCAGCAGCAGCAUCUCGGCGUCCAGCUGCCGCAGUACUACCUCCGACAGCCGGUCCCGACGUCCCCCUCGGCUUCCGCGCAGCCGCCGCCGCCGCUCGAGAUGCCCCCGCGAAGAGCAGCUGCCGGGCCGCCCCCGCCCGCCAUUGAGCCGUCGCCCGUCAGGACAAAGUUCCCCACGGCCAGAAUAAAGCGAAUCAUGCAGGCCGACGAGGAGGUGGGCAAGGUCGCCCAGCAGACGCCCAUCGCCGUCGGCAAGGCGCUCGAGCUGUUCAUGGUGCAGCUGGUGUCCAAGAGCGCCGAGGUGGCCAAGGACAAGGGUUCCAAAAGAGUCACGGCUCCGAUGCUUAAGCAGGUGGUCGAGACGGAUGAUCAGUGGGAUUUUCUCCGAGACAUUGUCAGCCGCGUGGAGAACGAAAAGGAAGGAUCCCGAGCCAAGGCCAAGGCAGAGAGCGAAAGCGAAGAGGAAGAGCCCGAGCCCAAAAAGAGAGGCCGCGGAGCCGGUCGAAGGAAGAAGGCGGCGUGA